Trametes versicolor FP-101664 SS1 is the source of this 669-nucleotide messenger RNA. RefSeq lists its product as uncharacterized. Bases 1 to 669 code for a protein of 222 amino acids. The record is from RefSeq and is a predicted model, not a curated record. Lineage: Eukaryota; Fungi; Basidiomycota; Agaricomycetes; Polyporales; Polyporaceae. The transcript has a single exon.
AUGGCCACUGAGAUGCUCGAAUGCAUCAUGUACGACUCCGAUUUCCCCACCCAUCGCACCGUAUCGCAGGAUCUCCAAUCAUUUUACUGGGUCAUCAUAUACGUCGCCUUCAGACACGCUGCCGACGAUAUCACCUUAGCCAAGAAGUCUGGUGGCACCACCCAUUGUAUUCCGGAGUUCAACCAUGAUCUCUUCCAGGCGGAGUAUGGGAGGCUCUUCGGCGCCUCGAGUGCCAUUGGUCUCGCUGAGCAACGCGAAGCCGCCUUCAACAUUGUACGUCGACGUCCUAUCCUGCAGGGUGCGCCUAGGAAAAAAUACACUCUCACAUACGCCGGCAUCGAGAAUCUGGUCGCAUACCUCUCCUCGAAGGACUUCGCAUUCUCAGACUGGAUCUCGUUCAUAUGGGGACUGUUGCACAGCUGCGAGCCGCUGCAGGACAUCAGGUCGACUGGCGCGAUGUCUAGCCAUUUCGCCGUGUAUUUGGGUAGUACGCUGCCAGUGCGCGUUGUGCAACCAUCUGCCGCCGCGACGCUUCCCGAGCCGCCCGACGUGGUAUCUAGCGACUACGCAAAACGAUUGGAUCACGCCGAAGUCAUCAAAGUGUUGAGGAUGGGGUCGAAGGCUUUCGCGGACGCGAAGGAGGCCGCCGCUGAAGUGCGGUCGACGUGA